CGAAGAAGUCGCUGCAGAAGGUAGGCGCGGCGGGGGCUCUGAUGGGCAUGUGGCUGCUCUCCUUCCUCCUGGCGCUGCCCAACUUCAUCUGGCGAACUCUGGAGAACCACUACGUGAACCUGCCGGGGAUCGAGACCGUCAGUUUCUGCUUCGAGGACUGGCCCUCCGCCCACGGCCGCGCCUACUACAGCGUGUUCGUGAUCGUGGUGCAGUACUGCUUGCCGAUCCUCACGCUGAGCAUCGCCUACGCCCGGAUCUGCAACAAGCUCAAGUACCGCAUGGCCAACAGCUCCACCCGCUCCUCCUCGCGCUGCCGGAAGAAGGACGGACGCAUGAGGAGGACCAACACCCUCCUGGUCUCCAUCGCCCUCAUCUUCUGCUUCUCGUGGCUGCCCCUCAACCUCUACAACGUCGUCGUCGACCUCCACAACCCCUUCGGCGACGACACGGAGUCCAUGCUGAUCGUGUACUCCGUCUGCCACAUGGCCGGGAUGUCGUCGGCCUGCUCGAACCCCCUGCUCUACGGCUGGCUCAACGACAACUUCCGCAAGGAGUUCCUGGAGAUCUUCGCUCUGCUGUGCCCCUUCUGCCCCUCCAUCGUCAACGCCUCCGCCCGCAUGAACAGCUUCAAGACCAGCCGGAUCGGCAAGGACGGCGGCUCCCUCAGGUCCCUCCCGCCCUCCAGCCAUCCUGUGGUGCUCUACACGAAGGCCGUCGAGGAGCAGACCUGCAACGGCAACAGCGUCGACCUGCAAGAGCAAGAGGUGACAUUCAUCUCGCAGAUCGUCACCACCACCACGCUCUAGAACCUCCGGGCGACAGAUAUCAGAUUUGAUGCCCCGAGUCUUAGCCGCUUUCCUUCUGCGGGUAUGACGUCACGGAAACAGCUGAGCAUCGGAGUGUAAAGAAAAAGAUAUGCUAUUUAUAGAUCGCUACUUACCGGACUUUUUGUAAGAUCUGGCGAAAGUACUUUUGAUAUAUACAGAUUGAAUAUGAG
Messenger RNA from Penaeus monodon (black tiger shrimp), 997 nucleotides. RefSeq names its product neuropeptide F receptor-like. Gene Ontology annotation, cellular component: membrane. Gene Ontology annotation, molecular function: G protein-coupled receptor activity. The transcript has 2 exons. Lineage: Eukaryota; Metazoa; Arthropoda; Malacostraca; Decapoda; Penaeidae. The coding region runs from base 42 to 806 and encodes 254 amino acids. The record is from RefSeq and is a predicted model, not a curated record. Gene Ontology annotation, biological process: G protein-coupled receptor signaling pathway.